Closterium sp. Yama58-4 is the source of this 1767-nucleotide messenger RNA. Lineage: Eukaryota; Viridiplantae; Streptophyta; Zygnematophyceae; Desmidiales; Closteriaceae. The record is from the annotation of a GenBank genome assembly.
AUGCAUCUGGAGACGUUGAGUUGCAUCAUGUAUCAUCCAACCAGGGGCGGCGUUCGCGGAGGAAAAGAUCAAUUCAAAUGGGACGACGUAAAGAGUGACAAGUUCCGGGAGAAUUUCCUCGGCCACAGUGUGAUGGCGCCUGUCGGUCGCUGGCAGAAAGGCAAGGACCUGCAGUGGUACACGCGCGCAAAGCCCGGGGACAAGGCCGCCGUUAAAGCAGCCGCGGAGGAGCAACUGAAGGUGGAGAGGCAGCGGAUGAAGGAGGAGGAGGAGGCGGCAAUGAACGAGAUGCUGGGGAUAGCGCCCGUGAAGAGGAGAGGGCCGAAGCCGGGGGAGACGCGAGGCAUGGAGAAGGGCGAGAUGGAUGAGCUGUUCAGGAGGGGGCAGAGCGGCGUGGUGCUGACGCAGGAGUAUGCGUCAGGGGAGAGGAUUCAGGGGCUUGGAUUUGCACCGGCACCGGGGCAUGAGGAGCGCGUGGCACGCAUGAAGAAGCAGUUGGAGGAAAAGAUUGCUGCACAGGGUGCUGCUGGGGCUGUCAAUAGCGAGGAUAAUGCAGCAGGCAGCAGUGCCAGGGCUAGAGAGGCUGGAGAAGACGGCGGGAACAGCGAGGAAGAGGACUUGGAGGAGCAAAGGGCACAUGGUAAAGGGCGUGAAGAGCCAGGACUUGGAAAGGGGGAUGGUGGGGAAGGAGUCGUCAAGUCAAUUGCGCUUCCCUUCCUCUUCCACCCUCCGACAAUUGAACGCUCCACGUCCCUUCCCUCCAAUACCUGCGGCACACCCGCACUGCAUGCAGCCAGCAACGGCACGGUGAUCAAGGGCGCAGAGGAAGCCGCAGGAGGGCCGCUGCAGUUCUGUCUGGGUCGCUUCGCCAUUGCUGCACUCGCGCUCUCUCCGCUGCUCCCCGCCGCCCUCGCCAACCCCGCUGUCCGCCGCUGCGGCAUUGAGAUGGGCCUGUGGGCGGCUCUGGCGUACCUCUCCCAGGCCUUCGCACUCAUCACCACUGGCGCUGGUCGUGUGGCCUUUAUCGGCACUUUCACUAUGAUAGAGGUGCCGCUGGUGGCGGGGCUGCUGGGGGCGCGCAUCCCUCCCCUCGUGUGGGCUGCCACUGCCUCCGCCGUUGCUGGCGUUCUCCUCCUCGAAGCCAACUCCGAAGCCUCCACGCUGGUGGGGGACGGCCUGGCACUGGUGAGCGCCAUGGCGUUCGGGCUGCUCAUGGUGCGAUCGGAGCACUUCGCUAAGACUGUGCCUGCUACAGCGAGCCUUGACCUCAUCGCCCUGCAGAUAUCCACAGUGGCGUGCUGUGCUGCCAUCGGCACAGCACUCAUCACCCUCGUAGACCUUCCAUCCGCCACCACCGCCCUUGCAGCCGACAUAGCGGCUCAGACGUCCCUGCCUGGAUUUGCCGCCCAGGCCAAGGAGCUAAUCAGUGCCACGUCACCCACUGAUGCUGUGGAGAGAUUAGCGAUGUUGGCGGGCUCGUGGCCGUGGGUGCAGAUGGGGUACACUGGGGUGGUUUCCACCGCCCUCUGCCUCUGGCUUGAGAUCGUGGCACUCCGGCAUGUAGCGGCAUCUGAAGUGGCCAUGGUCUACACUCUCGAACCGCUAUACUCGGCUCUCUUAGCCUCCUUUGUCCUGCAGGAGGAGUGGACAACUGUAGGGUACCUGGGAGCAGCACUGAUAUUCGGCGGAAGUGCUGCUGUUCAGCUUGGGAAUGGCAGGGAUGAGAAGACUGAGCGUGACGUUCUGGAAAACUCGGCAGCAAAAUAA